Messenger RNA from Panicum virgatum (switchgrass), 1912 nucleotides. Its product is annotated as alanine--glyoxylate aminotransferase 2 homolog 1, mitochondrial-like. Bases 114 to 1637 code for a protein of 507 amino acids. The record is from RefSeq and is a predicted model, not a curated record. Gene Ontology annotation, cellular component: mitochondrion. Gene Ontology annotation, molecular function: L-alanine:glyoxylate transaminase activity; pyridoxal phosphate binding. Gene Ontology annotation, biological process: glyoxylate catabolic process. The transcript is spliced from 8 exons. NCBI's taxonomy places the organism in Eukaryota, Viridiplantae, Streptophyta, Magnoliopsida, Poales, Poaceae.
CGGGGCCUGCCCUCGCGUGCUAAUCCCACUCGCAUUGCCCUAUCUCCUCCUCGCCCAACCACCACCCGGUCCGGCGAAUUCAGGCUCCGUUCCCCGGUGGUCCUUGUCCGUCCAUGGCCGCCUCGCUGCUUCGCCGCGGCGCUGCCGCCGCAGGCCGCCGGUGGUGCCCGGUGGACGUGCUGCGGCGGCUGGUCUCGUCGGAGGCGGCGCCCGAGCGGGCAGCCUCGCGGGCGCCGCCUGAGAUGCCGCCAUUCGACCACCAGCCCCGCCCGUACGCCGGGAUGGGCGGCGCCGAGAUCUUCGAGAAGAGGAAGGACCUCCUCGGCCCGUCGCUCUUCCACUACUACCAGAAGCCGCUCAACAUUGUGGAGGGGAAGAUGCAGUAUCUGUAUGACGAGCAUGGGAAGAGAUACCUCGAUUGCUUUGGGGGUAUCGUCACAGUUUCGUGCGGUCAUUGCCAUCCGGAUAUUGUCAAUGCUGUGGUGGAGCAGACCAAGUUGCUCCAACACACAACCACCAUAUACUUGCAUCACGCCAUUGUCGAGUUUGCAGAGGCACUCACCUCCAAAAUGCCUGGCAAUCUCAAGGUAAAAUACUGUCACUCUGCUUGUGGUCAUAACACUCACUAUUGUAUACUUUGUCACUCUGCUUCGUGUUUUGGGGUGCCACAGGUUGUGUACUUUGUCAAUUCGGGGACUGAAGCAAAUGAAUUAGCAAUGUUGAUGGCCCGGCUGUAUAGUGGGAACCUCAGUAUGAUUGCACUCAGGAAUGCAUACCACGGUGGAAGUGCUGGAACAAUAGGAUUGACUGGUCUGCAGACAUGGAAGUACCCAAUUCCUCAGGGUGAAAUACAUCAUGUCAUGAACCCUGAUCCUUACCGGGGGACUUUUGGAUCUGAUGCUGCAGCUUAUGCCAAGGAGGUCCAAGAACAUAUAACCUAUGGAAGUUCAGGAAGGGUUGCAGGCUUCAUUGCAGAAACAUUUCAGGGUGUUGGAGGUGCUGUCGAACUAGCUCCUGGAUACCUUAAGUUAGCUUAUGACAUUGUGCGGAAGGCUGGUGGUGUUUGUAUUGCUGAUGAAGUCCAAAGUGGGUUCGGUCGUACUGGAAGUCAUUACUGGGGAUUCCAGACACAAGAUGUCAUUCCAGACAUUGUAACAAUGGCAAAGGGCAUUGGCAAUGGUCUACCAUUGGGGGCUGUUGUAACAACUCCUGAGAUUGCAAGUGUGUUGUCUCAGAAAAUCCAAUUUAAUACAUUUGGUGGAAACCCAGUUUGUUCUGCUGGUGGUUUGGCUGUGCUUAAGGUUCUUGACAAGGAGAAGCGCCAGGCACAUUGUGCUGAUGUUGGAGCUCACUUGGUGGAGCGUCUAAAAUCGCUUCAGGAGAAGCAUGAAAUCAUAGGUGAUGUUAGAGGAAGGGGACUCAUGCUUGGCGUUGAACUCGUUACCGAUAGAAACGAGAAGACCCCUGCCAAGGCAGAAACUGCGGAACUGUUUGAGAAACUCAAAGAUCUCGGGGUACUAGUUGGAAAAGGCGGUCUGCAUGGUAACGUCUUCAGAAUCAAACCACCAAUGUGCUUUUCAAAGGAGGAUGCAGAUUUCUUGGUGGACGCCAUGGACUACGCAAUGUCAGGCCUCUGAAUUGAGAAUGCGUCUCCGUGGAACCGACAGUUCCUGUAACCCGCAAGAUAUGCAUGGCCUGAUACUGGAAGGCAGAUGAUUCGAUGGCAUCUUCCCGGUUGAUGUGCUUCUGGUGGUGACAUGGUGAAAUAGAACCCUGCAGGGAUAAAUGAAUGAAGGGGAAGAAAAUAUUGGAAAUUCAGAAUGUACUGUCGGCUUGCGAGCUGUAAGCUGUCUGUAAAAGAACUAGUUAAUAAAUAAUAACGAGCAUGUUAGUAUAUUUGCAUUUUUCCGCA